Molecule: messenger RNA, 2818 nt
Organism: Talaromyces stipitatus ATCC 10500
Lineage: Eukaryota; Fungi; Ascomycota; Eurotiomycetes; Eurotiales; Trichocomaceae
Exons: 3
Coding region: 1-2634 (877 amino acids)
Biological process (GO): DNA-templated transcription; regulation of DNA-templated transcription
Molecular function (GO): DNA binding; zinc ion binding; DNA-binding transcription factor activity, RNA polymerase II-specific
Source: RefSeq, a predicted model, not a curated record
AUGAAUAGCUUCGGCGACUCCCGGCCAAGGAGCCAAAGAAGUCCCGAUGGCGCCCAGAAACCUGCAGCCAGUGCUGAUCCUCAUGGAUCAAGAGUCCGACGCCGCAACAGGAUGAUUACAUCUUGUUUAGAGUGUCGACGCCGCAAGCUCAAAUGUGACCGGCUGCACCCAUGCACCAAUUGCUCUAAAGGUAACCGUGACUGUCUUUUCCUAGCUCCGUCACUUGACUCUACGACUCGAUUAAAACUAGCGGAGCUCAAGGAACGUAUGGGUACACUUGAGCGUUCUCUAGAGAGAGAGGUUUCACAAACUUCUCAUACAACGGAAGGCGAUUUACUUGCGGGAUCAAGAUCUCUAGGCUCGGAGUCGCCUGCACCGGUUCCAGAAGACGAGUAUUCGCUACAGCCUACGCGUCUGGCGCAAAUGGACGCCAUGUACGAAGAUGAGGCUGACGAUGUCAUGGUUGACUUGGGCAUCCAAGUAGGAAAUAUGCGAGUCACAGAUCGUUUGGGGGGUUUUGUACGGCCUAGAUUGGCGGAAGAGAUAGCUGCUGCAAUCAAGGUAGAGGCUCAGGAUUCAGGUCCGCAUGAUCCGGCGAAUCGCGAUAUUGAGGAAAAUGACGGAAGUGAGGUGUUAAGGUUACUCGAACUUGCGAACCAGGGAGUCCAACUACCCUUUUUGGCUCCCGGCCCAUCAUUCAUUGCCCCUCGCUCUGAUAUGUUACUGGGGUCGAGCUUGCAAGAUUAUGCUUUGCUUGAUCUGUUGCCCUCCAAACCGGCAGCGGAUAAACUUGUGGAACAGUACUGGGAGGCUUGUCAUCCGAUUGCUAGGAUUGCGCACCGCCAAACACUCGAAGCAAGAUAUAAGCUCCUAUGGGAUAACAUUGCUCAGGGAAUCGAACCGAUGCCGUCACUACAAGCUAUUAUAUUUGCUACACUUUUCACGGCAGUUGUCAGUAUGCCGGCCGAGAAGGUUUUGGGUUUAUUUGGUGUGGAGCAGCGCAACCUUAUUGAGAGGUUUCAGCUUGGCACAGAGUCGGCUCUUUCAAAGGCUCACUUUUUACGCUCCACAAAGACUGAAACUUUACAGGCUUUUGUGAUGUAUCUGAUCCCGAUGUGCCGUGAAACAAUAUCUAGAGCUCACUCCGCUCUGGUCGGAACGGCUAUCAGGCUUGCUGAGUGCAUGGGUCUACAUCGUGAUCCUUUGGAAUACAAUUGCCCACCAGUGGAAACUCAUAUACGCCGUUUGAUCUGGUAUCAACUGUGCUUUCUUGACCUGCGUACCGCAGAAGUGCAGGGUCCUCGUGUGUCCAUUCGCAGUGAUGAUUUUUCUACAAAAUUGCCUCUCAACGUCAAUGACGCUGAUCUCCUAGCCGGUCAUGGAAAAGGGUCCAGCGAGUGGACUGACAUGACGUUUGCGUGUAUACGAUUCGAGUGCCAGGAGAUCAUCCGUGAGGUAUUCAUCGACAGAGUACGCCUCGAGAAGAAAGAGUUGAGUGUCACCGGUGCAAUUGGGAAGACGGAAAUGGCCCGCAGAAAAAUGUACGAACGAUACGGCCCCAUCUUCAACAGACCAAACCUUACUCCCCUCCAACGUGCUGCAUCUGUGACCAUGUCAUUUAUGUUGCAUCGCUUACAUAUAAUACUGCUACAUAAAUUUUAUAACAGCUGGCAAGGCAAGAUGCCUGACCGCAUAGCUCAGCUCGUCAUUAAUACUGGCACUCAGCAGUUAGAGGAUGCUGUCACUCUUGAAACAUCCCCAGAUUUGCAACCAUGGGUGUGGUACAGCCGCGCCUACCAUAAUUUUCACACAGCUUUUCUACUUUUAAUCGACGUUGUCGCUCACCCUCUUCGUCGCGAAGCGGAUCGAAUCUGGCGAUGUUUGGACUACGUCUACGAGAUAAAAGAUGAAUAUCCACAAAACUUAACUAGGGGACAAAUUAUUGAGCAUCGGCGCAAAAAGGCCCAUAAGAUUAUGUGUCAGUUCCGUGACCGAAUGCGAAUAUAUAGGGCACUAAGAAGAAUGAGAACUUCCGCGGACGUCGAAGAAAUAGUGUUGCCUAACGGCAUAAAUUCUUCCCCCGAACCGUCCGAAUCUGCAGCGGGAGGGUUUGACCCAAUGGCCAGUUUCAAACUGGAGCCUCUUACUUUGUUACCAAGCGGAGAUUCUCAGAACAAGGCUCGUGCUUCCAUGUCUCGGUCUUCAUAUCCUCAAUUUCAGCAACUCGGGACUCCUCAAACGCUACAAUCUCAGAAUCAAAUCCAGAACUAUACACCAGCAGCCCAAAACCAAGGUAUUUCUCCGUUCGUCCCACCAGCCACUUCUGCUUUGGGGAAUAUGACUGGUCUCGACGGACUGCAAUCCUCCUGGCUCUCCGCUCCGUCUGAUGUUCUUACUGCACCGGCUCCGCAACCCAAUUGGAGAGUAUCUCCUGCAAGCUCUGAAGAUUUACCGAUGCCGGAGAUUGACUGGUCGGAAUGGGACAAAAUGUUCCCGCCUCACUUGAAUGACGGGAAUCUCGAUCUUUCGCCUCAAACAUUGUCGGGCACUAUGCAAUAUGAAAUGCAUCCAAAUGCGAUGUCUAUGUUUCCCUAUCCACAAUUCAACUCAAACCAGUUCGGGCCUCGACAAUAAUCGCUUCAAGGAAGUGUGACUUGCGUGAUGUACUGUAAGAUAUAUAUACAAUCAUUAGGAUAAAACGCUGGGUGUUACUUGGUUUUUUACGGGAGACAAGGGCACUCCUUAUGGGCUUUUCGUACAUUCAACUUAUAAUAGUAUGUGAUAGAUAUUAGGUAUAGAAUUCUACUGUGGUCAUGUC